Molecule: messenger RNA, 787 nt
Organism: Nycticebus coucang (slow loris)
Lineage: Eukaryota; Metazoa; Chordata; Mammalia; Primates; Lorisidae
Product: costars family protein ABRACL-like
Exons: 1
Coding region: 122-367 (81 amino acids)
Biological process (GO): regulation of actin filament-based process
Source: RefSeq, a predicted model, not a curated record
CUCUUUGCUUCAGCCACUUCCUUCCUCAGCCUCUUCCUCUCCAGCGCAUUGGAGAAGGUAACCGGGUCCCGACCGACGCGGCGCCAGUUCACAGGGAAAGUAACGAGGCGGAGAGGCAGCAAUGAAUGUGGAUCAUGAGGUUAACCUCUUAGUGGAGGAAAUUCAUCGUUUGGGUUCAAAAAAUGCUGAUGGAAAACUGAGUGUGAAAUUUGGGGUCCUCUUCCAAGAUGACAAAUGUGCCAACCUCUUUGAAGCGUUGGUAGGAACUCUCAAAGCUGCAAAACGAUGGAAGAUUGUUAUGUACCCAGGAGAGCUACUUUUGCAAGGUGUUCACGAUGAUGUUGACAUUAUAUUGCUGCAAGAUUAAUGUGGUUCACAUAUCUUUAUGAAUUGCUGUUUUUUGGUUUCUGGUGAACUGGAUUAUGUAGUCAAACAACAAAUGUUUGCGCAUACUUAAUGUAUUUUUAUAGAACUUUGUAAACAAAAGGAGACUCAUAUUUUAAAAGUCUGUCCUUUUUUAUAUCUUGAAAGAAUUUAUGUAUUACACUGCAAAACAAAUAAAUCAUAUUAUUUUUCUUAGGAAUCUGGCUGGGAAAUGAAGGCGAUGAUCUUUUUUUUUUUUUGGAGGGGAUAAGGGAAUAAUUGUUCCAUAGAUCAUUCUUAGAUAAUUUCUACAGAUAUUUGACAUUCUGCGAAAGCAAGAAGCAAACUAAAGACCAACCCCCAUGAAAAAUACUAUAAUGUUUAUGUAAUAAAGACAUGUAACUGUCUUAAAAAAAAAAAAAAA